Messenger RNA from Zootoca vivipara (common lizard), 4565 nucleotides. RefSeq names its product POZ/BTB and AT hook containing zinc finger 1 (gene PATZ1). Gene Ontology annotation, biological process: regulation of transcription by RNA polymerase II. Lineage: Eukaryota; Metazoa; Chordata; Lepidosauria; Squamata; Lacertidae. Gene Ontology annotation, molecular function: RNA polymerase II cis-regulatory region sequence-specific DNA binding; DNA-binding transcription factor activity, RNA polymerase II-specific; protein binding. Gene Ontology annotation, cellular component: nucleus. The record is from RefSeq and is a predicted model, not a curated record.
GGGAGGGAGAGAAAAGGCGAGCGGGCGCGGGGGGGUCCCUUUAUACAUCGGGAGGGGGCCCGCCAGCGCCGAAGAAGAACCAGCAAAGUUUGCAGCGCUCCCCACAAUCCGAGCCCCGGCCGGCUCAGCAGCCCCCUGCCGGAGCGGUUUUUUUUUCCUUUUUGCAGCGCGGGGGGGACCUCGGGACUGCCGGCCCCCCCUCCUUCUUUCCCUCCCCCCCCAGGGGUGAAAGUGCAAGAGGAAGUACAGCCGCUGCCAUCUUUCCUCCGCUCCAAACACACACACACACACCGAGGGAGGGGGACGGGCGGGCGGACGGAGCGUGCCGGCAGCCCCCGAAAACUUCCCACCGACGGCGGCCAAGAGAAAAAGACAGCAGGAGCCACCACCGACGCCGCUUCCUCGUCGUCCAGCACCACCGGCAGCAUCAACAGCAGCUUCCUCGGCGGUCCCGCUCCCGCUGCAGCGCCUCGUGGCGGCCGCGAAGGAACUCGCCCGGGGGGAGAGGCGAAAAGGGGCUGCCUGCCUGCCUGCCCGCUCGCCGCGGCUUCUUCUGCUCCUGCGGCCUCUUUGCGCUCUCUCUCUCCCCCCCGCCGUCGGCCUUUUGUUCUUGCUGCCUUCGCUUUCCCUUCAAACCUUGCAAUUUGCAUUGCAACAACCCCCGCACGGGGCCGCCUUCAUCUCCAUCUCCUCCUCCUCCGGUUCCUGGGCGCGCUCGCGCACACACGGCGCCGUCGGGGCCCGGGGAUUUUCUGUAAGGCGCGAGGCGGAGCGCGUGCGCCAUUCUGGUUCCCCCCUCCCUUUUCUUUUUGCAUUCCGCCCAUCCUCUCCCUCCUCCUCCCCCGCUUGACGGGCGCGCGCACCAGGGCCCUCGACGGGAGCGCGUGAACGCAGCAGCCGAGGAACGAGAGGACGCGCUCCCCCUGCCGGCCGUUCCUGUUGCUGCCGGCGCAGGAAGGUAAGGCGAGCCUCCAGCAGCAGCCCCGAUGGAGCGGGUGAACGAAGCGGCCGCAGCAGCUGCCGCCGCCGCUGCCAGUUCCAACGCGUGCGGCCCGUCCCCACCGGGCUGCUACACGUACCAGGUGAGCCGGCACAGCGCCGACCUUCUGCACAACCUGAACCAACAGCGCAAGAACGGCGGGCGCUUCUGCGACGUGCUUCUCCGGGUCGGCGACGAGAGCUUCCCCGCGCACCGCGCCGUCCUGGCUGCCUGCAGCGAGUACUUUGAGUCGGUCUUCAGCGCGCAGGGACUGAGUGGAGGCGUUGAGGGCGCCGGAGGUACAGGAGCCUCCGGAGCGCCGGACGGGGGCGCAGCUGAGGCGAACGGCGCUGGAGGGGGCGGCCCCGGGGGCGGGGGCGGCCCCGGCGGGGUGGGCCGGGAGCUGGAGAUGCACACCAUCAGCUCGAAGGUCUUCGGAGACAUCCUGGACUUUGCCUACACCUCGCGUAUUGUGGUGCGCCUAGAGAGCUUCCCGGAGCUCAUGACAGCCGCCAAGUUCCUUCUCAUGCGCUCUGUCAUCGAUAUCUGCCAGGAGGUCAUCAAGCAGUCCAACGUCCAGAUUCUGGUCCCGCCGGCCACCCGCCCAGACAUCAUGCUGUUCCGUCCUGGCGCGGGCACCACCGACCUGGGCUUCCCCCUCGACAUGACCAACGGCACUGGGCUGGCCCCCAAUGGCAAUGGGAUCGCCGGCAUGCCCGAGGAUGAAGCCACCCGGGCUGCCCUCUCUGCCGCCGCACAGUCUUCCUUGCCCAUCUUGCAGGGGGUGGACCGUCUUCCCAUGGUGGCUGGGCCUCUCUCGCCACCCCUCCUGGCUUCGCCCUUCCAAAACGUUGGCACCGGCGCCCCCUCUCUGAGCAGCAAGCGGGGUCGGGGGCGUCCCCGCAAGGCCAACCUGCUGGACUCCAUGAUGUUCAGUGCCCCCGGGGGUCUGAGGGACGCUGGCAUCCUGCCCUGUGGCCUGUGCGGGAAAGUCUUCACAGAUGCCAACCGCCUCCGCCAGCACGAAGCCCAGCAUGGCGUCACCAGCUUGCAGCUGGGCUACAUCGACCUCCCACCCCCUAGGCUGGGCGAGAACGGGAUCCCCGGGCUGGAUGACACUGCCGCCCCCCGCAAGCGGAGCCGGACAAGGAAGCAGGUGGCUUGCGAGAUCUGCGGGAAGAUUUUCCGGGACGUUUACCACCUGAAUCGGCACAAGCUGUCACAUUCUGGCGAGAAGCCCUACUCGUGCCCUGUGUGCGGGCUGCGGUUCAAGAGGAAGGACCGGAUGUCCUAUCACGUCCGGUCCCACGAUGGGUCGGUGGGGAAACCUUACAUUUGCCAGAGCUGCGGAAAAGGUUUCUCUAGGCCUGACCAUCUGAACGGGCACAUCAAACAAGUGCACACAUCAGAGAGACCUCACAAAUGUCAGCAGGAAAUUGCCAGCCUCCAUGGAAUAAGCUCAGAGACAUCUACAUCCCUAGAGCAGUUGAAACUUCAAGAGACCUGCAACGCCUCUUUUGCCACCCGGGACCGGCUGCGCUCGCACCUGGCCUGCCACGAAGACAAAGUCCCGUGCCAGGUCUGCGGGAAGUACCUGCGGGCGGCGUACAUGGCCGACCACCUGAAGAAGCACAGCGAAGGACCAAGCAACUUCUGUACCAUCUGCAACAGAGGUUUCUCCUCUGCCUCCUACUUAAAGGUCCAUGUUAAAACCCACCACGGUGUUCCCCUUCCCCAGGUCUCCAGACACCCGGAGCCCAUCCCGAAUGGGGGAGCAGCGUUCCACAGCGUCAGGACCUAUGGCAUCAAAGAAGGCCAGAAAUGCUCACCUUUGGAUCAGAUUGAGAGCUCGGAUUCCUACGGAGACCUCUCGGACGCUAGCGACCUCAAGACCCCCGAGAAACAGAACGCCAACGGCUCCUUCUCCUCCUGCGACAUGGUGGUCGCCAAGAAUAAAUUGGAGUCGGAGGGGGAUAAGAAGUACCCUUGCCCCGAAUGUGGCAGCUUUUUCAGAUCCAAGUCCUACCUUAACAAACACAUACAGAAAGUCCAUGUCCGCUCCCUGGGGGCUCCCCUAGGGGACUUGGGCCCUGCCCUGGGCUCCCCCUUUUCCCCACAACAGAACAUGUCUCUCCUGGAAUCGUUCGGGUUUCAGAUUGUCCAGUCCGCCUUUGCCUCCUCCUUGGUGGAUCCAGAGGUCGACCCACAGCAAAUGGGGCCGGAUGGAAAAUGAGGGCGGCUCUCACUUUGACAUAGCGGCUGUCUGCUUUGGGUGUCUUAAGAUGGCUGUGGGCAAUGUGGGGGAGCUGACAAAAAAAAAAUCCAGUUUUGUAGUGGGGAGAUUUUUCUGUUUGAAUUCCUUUUAGGUCCUCCCUUCCCCUCUCCCUGAAAUCUUCCCCCGGGGGUGGGGGGGCAGAGAGUGUGUGCGUGUGUUGGGGGCCAGCUGCAGGGUUAUCACCUACACGGCAACGAAUGGAGGGGCAGCCUUUGGGGGCUGCACCCCAUGGCAGGGCAAAACGGCGCCAAGCACCCAGAAGGUCUGUGGGCGACCCCAGCUUGGAACCCCGCGGAUGAAAACUAAACACCCCAAAGGCUGGUUGGGGGAAUGUUAAGAAACCCUAGUUGAUCUGGCAGAGAAUUAGAUGUGUGUCUCUCUCCUAUCCUUUUAUUUUGGUCCUUCAUCCUUCUCUGCCUCAUGACCCUUUCCUAAGAUUCGCAUCGUUAGCAUCGUCGUCCGCUCAUAAAAGCACAUACCCUGUGAGGUAUCUAGUAGGUAGAGGUACCAUUGUUCUUUAGGAAGAAAGGAAGAAGGAAGAAGAAGAAAAAAACCACCAGAAAACGCAACUUACAAAAGCUUUUCUUUUCUUUUUGAAGAAGUCGAGGAUGCUGCGCAAGGGGGUUGAGGGAGGGUGCCCGCUGUCUGGCCCCACCAGAUUUAAACCAGUCCUUGGGUGCAACCAAGCAGCAAAAUUCUCCUGAAAGUGGUGGGUGGGUAUGGGGGAGGUCAGGCAGGUGAGGCCACCCAGGUGCAAAUCUCCCGUUCAUUCCAUUGGGGCUCCUUCAGGAGAAUUUUAACUCAGUUUUAUGCUGCUUGUUUUUCUAACUCGCUCUCGAUAUUCUCUCUCUCUCUCUUUCUCUUAUUAUGAUUCUGAUUAUUACAUUUAUGAUUUUAGGACCUGUUGUAGUGAUUUGCUACUGAGAAGCCCUUCCGAGGGAAUUAUACAGAGAGCUCUUAAAGCAGCUGUCAUGUUAGGGUUAGUAUUAAUUUUUUUUUAGAUGUAUCAUAAUUAAUAAUAAACUUGGCUAGUUGAUUGUUUUUAAGUCUAUGGGAUAAUAUAGUUAUGCAAAAUGGAAGAAAAGGGGAGGGGGAAGGUUUAAAAAAAGAAAAAGUAAAGGCAAGAGCCACACACUCGGUUGGCUGAUGCAUAAAGACCCCAAAAGAUGAAAUUGAUCGGCAAAAACGAUUAAUUUUUCUGUACUAGCAACCUGUUUAGUGCAAAUGAAUUAUAGAGUUCAGAGUGAUUAAAAGAAAAAAGAAAAAACAAUUUGAUUGGACUGCAUUAAAGAAGUUAGAAUGGUUACUUUA